Messenger RNA from Akanthomyces muscarius, 981 nucleotides. RefSeq lists its product as uncharacterized. Bases 1 to 981 code for a protein of 326 amino acids. Lineage: Eukaryota; Fungi; Ascomycota; Sordariomycetes; Hypocreales; Cordycipitaceae. Gene Ontology annotation, molecular function: oxidoreductase activity. The record is from RefSeq and is a predicted model, not a curated record. The transcript is spliced from 3 exons.
AUGCCUCCUUCAAGUAAACCCGUCGCUCUCGUGGUAGGUGCCUCGCGCGGCAUCGGUCGCCAAGUCGCCGUCGACUUUGCAGCGCAUGGCUACGCCGUCGUCGUCGCUGCCAAGACCGUCAGCGACCCGUCCAAGCCAAUCACCGCCAUCCCGGACCCCAAGUCCAACGAGUCCACCAUUACCACCGUCAGCUAUGAGAUUCGGCAGGCCGGCGGCGACGCGCACCCUGUCCAGGUCGACGUGCGGUCUGAAGACAGCGUCAACUCGCUCAUCCAACAAACCAUCGAUAAAUACGGCCGUCUAGACGUCCUCAUCUACAACUCGGGCGCCAUCUACUGGGCCUCUGUCAAGGACACGCCCCUCAAGCGCUUCAAGCUCAUGCAGAGCGUCAACCCAGAAGGUCUCUACGCCACCGUCCAGGCCGCCCUUCCACACCUCAAAGCCUCCGCCGGCAACCACUCUUCCUCCUCCUCCUCCGGCGGCGGCGGCGGCCGCAUCAUUGUCGUCUCCCCGCCCAUCUACAGCCGCUUCUUCCGGGGCAAGACCGCCUACGCCAUGGGCAAGGUCGGCAUGUCGGUCCUCACCAAGGGGCUCGCCAUGGACUUUGUCCGGGAAGGGCUCGCCGCCGAGCGCGGCAUGGCCAUCACCAGCCUCUGGCCCGCCGUCGCCAUCGAGUCGGCCGCCACGGAGCGCAUGACCAAGCUCAACCCGGACGAGGCCGCGGACCUGCGCAAGCCCACCAUCUUCUCGGAUGCCAUGCUCGCCAUUGUCGGCGCGCCCGCCGACGACGUCAACGGCGAGCUGCUGCUCGACGAGGACUUUUUGCACGACUACUGCGGGGUGAGGGACUUUCGCAAGUACAACGUCGUGCCGGACAGUGAGCCGCGGCGCAUCAUGCCGGCGAGACUGCCGGACCUGCGCGUGGCGGAGCAGGACGAUGAGGGAAAGCGCGUGGAUAGCACAAAGUUGGCCAAAUUGUAA